AUGCCAAAGGAAAAAACGCAUAUCAACUUGGUAGUUAUUGGACAUGUCGAUAGUGGCAAAUCUACAACAACUGGGCACUUGAUCUACAAGUUAGGAGGAAUUGACAAACGUACCAUUGAAAAGUUUGAAAAGGAUUCUUCCGAAAUGGGGAAGAGCUCCUUCAAGUAUGCAUGGGUGCUUGACAAGCUCAAGUCUGAGCGUGAGAGAGGUAUUACUAUUGACAUUACUCUCUGGAAAUUUGAGACCCAGAAAUACGAGUACACUGUCAUAGACGCACCUGGUCAUCGUGACUUUAUCAAAAAUAUGAUUACUGGGACUUCACAAGCCGACGUUGCUAUGCUUGUCGUUCCUGCUGAAUCUGGCGGAUUCGAGGCUGCUUUUUCCAAAGAAGGUCAGACCCGUGAACACGCCUUACUAGCCUUCACACUUGGCGUCAAACAGAUGAUUGUUGCUAUUAACAAAAUGGAUUCUUGUCAGUACAAGGAGGAUCGUUAUAUGGAAAUUUUCAAGGAAGUACAGCAGUACUUGAAGAAGGUGGGUUACAAAGUUGAAAGCGUGCCGUUUGUUGCUAUUUCAGGAUUCCACGGUGACAACAUGGUUGAAAAAUCUACUAACAUGCCUUGGUAUAAGGGUAAGACCCUCGUAGAGGCACUUGAUCAAAUGGAGCCUCCAAAACGUCCGGUCGAAAAACCUCUUAGAUUGCCCCUGCAGUCAGUCUAUAAAAUUGGAGGUAUUGGUACGGUACCAGUCGGAAGGGUCGAAACAGGACAACUGAAAGCAGGAAUGAUCAUUACUUUUGCCCCCACUGGUUUGACCACUGAAUGUAAAUCUGUUGAAAUGCAUCACGAGGUUGUGGAAGUGGCUAGCCCCGGUGAUAACGUUGGAUUUAAUGUCAAGAAUGUGUCUGUUAAGGAUAUUAAGAGAGGAAAUGUGGCUUCGGAUUCGAAAAAUGACCCAGCCAAGGAAGCUACCUCUUUCUCUGCACAAGUCAUUGUACUCAAUCACCCUGGUACCAUCAAGGCCGGUUACUCACCUGUGGUUGAUUGCCAUACUGCCCACAUUGCUUGCAAAUUCGAAUCUCUAGACACUAGGAUUGACAAGCGUACUGGCAAGACUUUGGAAGAAAAUCCUAAGACUAUUAAGAAUGGUGACGCUGCCAUGGUGACUAUGAAACCAAAUAAACCCAUGGUUGUGGAAACUUUCACCGACUACGCCCCGUUGGGCCGGUUCGCCGUGCGUGAUAUGAGGCAAACGGUCGCAGUUGGUAUAAUCAAGGCGGUUGAAAAGAAGGAUCCAUCUUCUGCCAAGGUUACCAAGUCAGCUGUUAAGGCUGGGAAGAAGUAA
Molecule: messenger RNA, 1344 nt
Organism: Babesia microti strain RI
Lineage: Eukaryota; Apicomplexa; Aconoidasida; Piroplasmida; Babesiidae
Product: elongation factor EF-1 alpha subunit
Exons: 1
Coding region: 1-1344 (447 amino acids)
Biological process (GO): translational elongation; translation
Molecular function (GO): GTP binding; translation elongation factor activity; GTPase activity
Source: RefSeq, a predicted model, not a curated record